Microcebus murinus (gray mouse lemur) is the source of this 2350-nucleotide messenger RNA. The record is from RefSeq and is a predicted model, not a curated record. NCBI's taxonomy places the organism in Eukaryota, Metazoa, Chordata, Mammalia, Primates, Cheirogaleidae.
CAGAGGGCAGGCACGGCUUGGCCCAGCAGGAGCAGGGUGCUGGGCUCAGUGGGUGCUGGGCAGCGUCCGUGGGACGGAAGCACCAGGCGGGGGCGCUGCUGGGCAGGGCUGGGCCCGGCUGGGCCUGCAGGGCUGGGCCGCAGCUGCAGGUGGGGAAGUGGCCGCCUGCCCUCAGCAGCCUGGGAUGACGCUGCGCCCACGUCCGCCCAGGUGAACGUGUCCUUCUCGCUCUCCCUGGAGCUGCUCUCCUACCAGAAGCUCCCGGCCGACCAGAUGCUGCCCGGGGUGGACAUUCGGCAGAGCGCCAGUGGAGAGAAGGAGAUGGAGUUUGCUCAGGACCUGCUCCUGGAGUACACCAACCACACCACGCAGGCGAGUCCCAGCCUGCCCGCCUGGGGAGGUGCAGCCGGCCGGGCUCUGUGCUGGCCAGAGGAGGACAGCACCCGCAGGCCCUGCCCGGGGGCUCAGUCUGGCCUGGAAAGAGGCCCGCCCUGAGCACAGAGAGAUGAGGGUCCUCAUCCUUUCCUGUCUCAGGAGCCCAGAGCCUGGUGAGGGGCUGGAGGGUGGGAAAUCAGGGAAGGCUCCCUGCAGGUGGUGGCACGUGAAGCCCGCACAUGGUUUAAUCGAGGGAGAAGGGAAACACUCUGACAGCCAGGCUGCGGGAAUGGCCUGAUGGGUGGGGACAGCGAGCACCCGAGGCAGCUGGGGGGGACGACUCUCGGGCUCCUGUGGGGAUUCGAGCACCAGGGGAGCACCGCCGGCCAGAAGGUCCCCAAGCGUGGUGGGGAGGCCGAGCUGGGCCGCAGGUGCGGCUGUGAGGGAUGGGCCCAGGGAGGACUCCAGAGAGGCCAGAGCAGCAGGCUGAGUGGUGGCGCCGCUCUCUAGCUGGCACCUGGGCAGCUGCUGGGGCGCAGGUGGGGGCCCAGGCAACGGGGUUGUGUACGGCAGGCAGCACCUGAGGGUAAUGCGGGCACUGUCGGGAGCUAGAGCAGGACACGGGUGGGGCCUGAGGCUGAGGGACAGCGCCAGAUGGCCCAGGGCCCAAGAGGGACUGAGGGCCGGACCACAGGGGGUCCUAUGGCAGGAGGGUGGCCCGACUGGACCUGGAACAGGGACCAGAGCUUGGUGGGAGGGUGGCAGGGAUGGCAGGUGGAGCAGAGGGCGCCGUCCUGGCCCAUUCCCUGCACAUAAUCCAGCAGCAGCCCCUGGCCUUUGAUGGUGGCACAGCGCCCUGCUGCCCACUGGGGUGCUUCCCCUGCCGUCCUCAGGAGCAUCAGUACUUGGGGCCGGCAGGGUUCCCUGUGUCGUGGAGACCCCAGCCCAGAGCCCAGGUGGAGUGGGCUAGGUCGCCUGGUCGCACGCAGGUGGUGCUCCUGCGGGCCAUUGUGGCCAUGCCCGAGCUGCAGCUGUCCACCAAGUGGGUGGACUUUGGGACGUGCUUUGUGAACCAGAAGCGAGUCCGGGAAGUCUACCUGAUGAACCUGAGUGGCUGCCAGAGCUACUGGACCGUGCUGAUGCGUAUGUCCUGCCCUGCCACCUGCCCACCGCUCCCCUGCAGGGCUGUGGCAAUAAUACAAGACCCGCAGGAAGGGGCCUGUGUGCCCUGUCCCUGCAGACUGGCUCCCAGGGCUGGCACACCUGCAAUUCAUGCAGAGACAGCCAGUCCCCCCAUCCCAAGUGACCCCAGGGUUGCCCGGCCUGUGGUGCAGGCUGAGACCAGAGGUGCACCCCCGAGAUGCGGGCAGGCCUCCGGGGCGGGGGGUGAAGGCUUCCCAGGGCGGCACAUGGAGCUGCCUGAGCUGGCGUGUCCUCUUGCCCUCGUUACAGGCCAGCAGGAGCCAGCCAAGCAUGCUGGGGCCUUCAGGGUCUCCCCAAGCAGUGGGCUGCUGGAGGCAUGGCCCACCAAUGCACCCCCAACCUCCGUCACCCUGCAGGUUUACUUCACUGCCAGGAGCAGUGAGCUGUACGAGUCCAUGCUGGCGGUGGAAGGCGUGCUCGGCGAGGAGGCCUGCGCCCUGCGGCUCGGGGCCAAGGCUCUUACGAUGAGAGAUACUUGUUGCCCCACCAGCUCUGAGGCUCUGCCCACCCUCAGCCCCAGGCCCCUGCUGUGGAAUCAAUGUGGCCCCGGGCUGAGAGCAGGUCUGCUGGGCAGGGGGCUGGACCAGGUCAUAAAUUGGGGUUGUGGGGUGGAAACUAGAAAGGGGGUGAGCUGGUGCCUCAGGCCUGCAGCUACUCUGAACAGCUCCUGGGAUGGAGGAAGAUCCUUUCAGAAAGGGCAGUAUUUGCUACAAUUUAAUACCCAAAGGGGGAAGGCUGGGCGCGGUGGCUCACGCCUGUAAUUCUAGCACUC